Arabidopsis thaliana (thale cress) is the source of this 945-nucleotide messenger RNA. RefSeq names its product P-loop containing nucleoside triphosphate hydrolases superfamily protein. Gene Ontology annotation, molecular function: sulfotransferase activity. The record is from RefSeq and is marked reviewed. The transcript has 2 exons. The coding region runs from base 1 to 945 and encodes 314 amino acids. Gene Ontology annotation, cellular component: cytoplasm. Lineage: Eukaryota; Viridiplantae; Streptophyta; Magnoliopsida; Brassicales; Brassicaceae.
AUGGAGAAGUGGAUGAACUUGAGAGACGAAGACUUAACGGAAGAAACAAAGACUCUAAUCUCUUCACUUUCUUCAGAGAAAGGGUACCUCGGUCGAAACCUCUGCAAGUACCAAGGCUCUUGGUAUUACUACAACUUUCUCCAAGGUGUUCUCAAUUUCCAGAGAGGUUUUAAGCCUCAAGACACUGAUAUUAUCGUCGCAUCGUACCCAAAAUCCGGCACCCUGUGGCUCAAGGCACUCACUGUCGCGCUUUUUGAGAGAACAAAGAACCCUUCUCAUGAUGAUCCUAUGAGCCAUCCUCUUCUAUCCAACAAUCCUCACAACCUCCUCUCAUCAUCAUCUCCAAGGUUGUUCUCUACUCACACGCCUUUCCACACGCUGCAAGUAGCUGUCAAGGACUCUCCUUGCAAGGUGGUUUACAUCUGCAGGGACGCGAAAGAUUCGCUGGUGUCACGUUGGCAUAUCGUUUGCAGGAGUCUGAAUAAAGAAGAGGACAGAACCAUUCUUGAGUCUAUGUUUGAGUCCUUUUGCAGCGGAGUCUGCUUGUUUGGUCCGUUUUGGGAUCAUAUCCUGAGUUACUGGAAAGCUAGCUUGGAAAAGCCAAAGCAAGUGCUUUUCAUGAGGUAUGAUGAGAUAAAAACAGAUCCUCAUGGUCAGCUCAAGAAACUCGCAGAGUUUUUGGGUUGUCCAUUUUCUAAGGAAGAAGAAAAGAACGGAUCUCUAAAUAAGAUCUUGGAGAUGUGUUCUCUGCCUAACCUGAGCAGUUUGGAGGUUAACAAGACCGGAAAGUCAAUCAAUGGCAUAGAGUACAAGAACCAUUUCCGCAAAGGGAUAGUUGGUGACUGGAAGAAUCAUCUAACUCCGGAAAUGGGUAGCAAAAUCGACAUGAUCAUGAAGGAGAAACUCAAAGAUUAUUCCGAGGUUUGGUUUGAAAAUGCAUUGUAA